UGUGGCUCAGUGGAAAGUAACGCUUCUAUAUGUAGGUAAUUAAUUAUUAGUAGCUCAUUGCAUUAAAGUAAGAAUCAAACAAAGAGAGAAAUUAAAGAGAGGACUACGAUGGUAUUUGAGGUGAAGCAGGUGCUUCGUAUGAAGGAAGGAACCGAUGAAACCAGUUACGUAAAAACAUCCUACAUUCAGAGGCAGGUGCUAUCAUUGACAAAAUCCCUAAAAGAAAAAGCCAUAAUGGAAAUAUAUUGCAAAGAACAACCAACAACCUUAUGCAUAGCCGACUUGGGUUGUUCCUCUGCUGAGCCUAACACCUUAGGGGUGGUCUCUGAACUCAUAGAUGCAAUCGAAAAGGCUCGUCGAGAGAUCGGAAAUGGGCACCAAGAGUAUCAAGUUUAUUUAAAUGAUCUUCCAUGGAAUGAUUUCAACACUAUCUUUAGGUCAUUGGGAAGCUUUGAAGAUAACUUGAAGAAACAAGUUGGGAAUAAUUUUGGACAUUGUUUUGUGAAUGGUGUCCCUGGUUCAUUCUAUGGCAGGCUAUUCCCCACAAAACAUUUGCAUUUUGUCCAUUCUUCUUAUAGCCUUAUGUGGCUUUCUCAGGUACCAGAAGGGAUAGAAGAUAACAGAGGAAACAUUUACAUAGCAAGCACAAGCCCACAAAAGGUGGUAAAAGCUUACUAUGACCAAUUUGAAAAGGACUUUUUGAUGUUUCUAAGAAGUCGGUCCCAAGAAGUAGUACCAAGAGGGGUUAUGGUCCUAACUAUUUUGGGAAGGAAAAGCUUUGAUAGAUAUAGUAAGGAAUCUUGUCUCGAGUGGGAGCUUCUUGCUACCGCCCUCAACGAUAUGGUUUUCGAGGGUUUCAUAGAGGAAUCAAAGCUACACACAUUCAACAUCCCUCAAUACACUCCAUCUGCAGAAGAAAUAAGUUUUAUAAUGGAGAAAGAAGGAUCUUUUAAUCUGAAUCAAGUUCAUAUUUCAGAAAUAGGUUGGGAAGCAAAUGAACAUUACAACAACAACAACAUUAAUGAUCCAUCUUCAACUUUUGAUCACUUUGACUUUGUUAAAUGCAUGAGAUCUGUGGCCGAGCCCUUACUUGUAAGUCAUUUUGGAGAAACCAUUAUCGAAGAGUUGUUCAAGCGAUAUAUGGAAAUUGUCAAAGUCUCGAUGGAGAAAGAAAAGAAUGUGUUUAUUAAUGUCACGGUGUCCUUGACGCGAAAGGGUUAAUCAAUCCACAGAUAAAAAUGAACAAUCAAUAAAGGGUUGACGAUUUUCUUGUUGUGAUCUUCUGUUCGAGAUCAUGUUGGAGAUGACAUGUAUGAUAUAUAUAGGGUAUGUUUGGCAAUUGGUUGUUUAAUGGUGGUGGUUUUACUUUUUACUUUACUUGUUUGA
Molecule: messenger RNA, 1386 nt
Organism: Spinacia oleracea (spinach)
Lineage: Eukaryota; Viridiplantae; Streptophyta; Magnoliopsida; Caryophyllales; Amaranthaceae
Product: S-adenosyl-L-methionine:benzoic acid/salicylic acid carboxyl methyltransferase 3
Exons: 4
Coding region: 109-1221 (370 amino acids)
Molecular function (GO): methyltransferase activity
Source: RefSeq, a predicted model, not a curated record